GACACAGCUCUCAAGAGGUGUGUGCUCGGUGCCCCCAGUAGGUGGGAGCUUCUCUGAGUCCCUAUGUCUGGACCACCAUGGCAUGUGCAGGGCCAGCCAGUGGGCGACAGCGGGUGAGCAUGCAGGAACACAUGGCCAUCGAUGUGAGCCCUGGCCCCAUUCGGCCCAUCCGCCUCAUUUCCAACUACUUCCCACAUUUCUACCCCUUCUUGGAGCCGGUGCUGCGUGCCCCAGAUCGGCAGGCAAUGCUGGCCCCAGCCAUCCCCUCUGCACCCCAGCUGCAGCCCAACCCUGAGCCCGAAGGAGACUCGGAUGACAGCACUGCCCUAGGCACCCUAGAAUUCACACUUCUCUUUGAUGAGGACAACAGCGCCCUGCACUGCACAGCCCAUCGUGCAAAGGGUCUCAAGCCACCAGCCGCCGGCUCUGUGGACACCUAUGUCAAAGCCAACUUACUACCAGGGGCCAGCAAGGCCAGCCAGCUUCGGACACGCACUGUUCGAGGCACCAGGGAACCUGUCUGGGAGGAGACUCUCACCUAUCAUGGCUUUACAUGCCAGGAUGCUGGACGGAAGACCCUGAGACUAUGUGUGUGUGAGGACUCACGGCUGCGGCGCCGGCGGCGAGGACCCCCCCUGGGGGAGCUACGAGUGCCCCUGAGGAAGCUGGUGCCAAACCGAGCCAGGAGCUUUGACAUCUGUCUAGAGAAGCGGAAGCUGACCAAGAGGCCCAAGAGCCUGGACACAGCUCGUGGCAUGUCUCUAUAUGAGGAGGAGGAGAUGGAGGCAGAGGUGUUUGGGGAGGAGCGUGGCCGCAUCCUACUGUCCCUGUGCUACAGUUCCGAGCGCGGUGGCCUGCUGGUGGGUGUGCUACGCUGUGUUCACCUUGCUCCCAUGGAUGCCAAUGGCUACUCAGACCCCUUUGUCCGCCUGUUCCUGCAUCCAAGUUCUGGGAAGAAAUCCAAAUAUAAGACCAGUGUUCGGAGGAAGACCCUGAACCCUGAGUUCAAUGAGGAAUUCUUUUAUGCAGGUCAUCGGGAGGAGCUAGCCCAGAAGGCACUGCUGGUGUCUGUGUGGGACUAUGACCUGGGCACAGCUGAUGAUUUCAUUGGUGGGGUGCAGCUGAGUGGCAGAGCCAGUGGGGAACGCCUGCGCCACUGGCGGGAGUGCUUAGGCCACUGUGACCACCGGCUGGAACUGUGGCACCUGCUGGACAGCGUGCCCCCCCAACUUGGUGACUAGUCAGCACAGCACAGGGCCCUGCUGUGCAACCAGCUCAGGAGCCAAGAUGUCUGCUGCAUCUGGAAAGAGGUCUGGGCUAUCACAUCUGCUAUGCAUUGUCUCCUUCCAGUCAUGUAACCCCCAAACACAAAGCAAAAUAAACACCUGCUUCUGCCA
Mus musculus (house mouse) is the source of this 1397-nucleotide messenger RNA. It is a transcript of the gene Doc2g, whose product is annotated as double C2, gamma. Gene Ontology annotation, cellular component: presynapse; membrane. Bases 78 to 1241 code for a protein of 387 amino acids. The transcript has 11 exons. NCBI's taxonomy places the organism in Eukaryota, Metazoa, Chordata, Mammalia, Rodentia, Muridae. The record is from RefSeq and is marked validated. Gene Ontology annotation, biological process: spontaneous neurotransmitter secretion.